CCCGCCCACAGCCCUCCUGACCCGCCCUGUUCCCCGGACAGUCCCGUACCUGGCAGAGUGCAGUGUGAUCGGAGAGAAGGAUGUCUCCGGUGCUCAGGUCUCCGGUGUGGCUCCUCAGUGAUCACGGGAGAGUCGCUCGCAGUGCCGACAUCUCCCCAUCUUUGAGCCCUUUGGUGUCCGCAACCUCAAGUGACACAGGGAGUAACAGCGGCGGAACUAGUCAUCCGGAGUAUGUCGCCUUUAUCUUGGUCCCCAUUUUCUUCAUCACGGGCCUGUUGGGGGUUCUAAUCUGUCACAUUCUCAUGAAGAAAGGAUAUCGCUGCACUACGGCAGAACCUGAAGAAGAAAAAAUCUCAGCAGAAAAGAUAGAGAUGCAAGAUGAAGCUGCAGACACCACUAAUGACACCGUUGGACACAUUGUAAGCUACAUCAUGAAAAAUGAAGCUAAUGCUGAUGUUCUGAAUGCCAUGGUCGCAGACAACUCGGCGCUAGCAGACAACAGCGUGUUUGACCCAGAGACACCUACAACACCAAAUACUCCUGUAAGUCCUACAAGCCCAAAUUCACCUCUCGGAACACCUACUAAACACUCUUGUCAUCUUCACACAAUUGGAGGAGUGGCAGAUAAAAACGUAUGUAGUCGAUGCGCCCAGAAACGUUGGAACCCAUUUAAGACCCCGCAGAAACAUAAAGAUUCAAGGAAGACCCGGCCUUCUGUCACUGUUCUGGCGGUGGGAAGAUUCAGAGUAACUAAAGUGGAGUCAAAGUCCAAGGAACGGAAGCGCUUAAUGUCUGGGACAGAAGCAUCAAAGGAUGAUGUUUUUGCCACUCCAGUUAGUGUGGAUACUCGGCAAAGAAAUGGCCCAGAAACGGAGAAUCAAAGCACAGUGGACACUUGAAGUUUGAUGGUGCUCUAGUGUUCGGAAAUUCCUCAGUGUUCUGGAGAAGAUGAGAACGGGGUGGUUUUAGAGAGCAUAUCUCGCCGGAGAUGUCCUGAAGAAGUGUGCAGCUUGUAGAGGAAACGUGUCUUCUCUUUUUAUUAGUAAAAAAUCAUGAAUUGUCUUAGCAUUUUAGCUGUGCGUUUUUGUAAAUGUGUAAUACUUUUUUAUGUGUAUAUAUA
Molecule: messenger RNA, 1120 nt
Organism: Rana temporaria (common frog)
Lineage: Eukaryota; Metazoa; Chordata; Amphibia; Anura; Ranidae
Gene: RELL1
Product: RELT like 1
Exons: 8
Coding region: 81-899 (272 amino acids)
Biological process (GO): positive regulation of p38MAPK cascade
Cellular component (GO): plasma membrane
Source: RefSeq, a predicted model, not a curated record